CUUUAACCGGAAGCGUAAUCGUAAUUCGGCCCUUUAACGAAGACUAUGCUGUUGAAACGGUUCAAACAGUGGAGCUACAGCCUCAAGCGUGGCCGUUUAUGUUCGUUUAUGAAAUAAGGACGGACCUGGUGAUUUUCUGUUGAUUUCAGACGAGCUUUAUCAAAGACUUUCAAGGCCUGCAUUAAUAUAUGCAAGUCCAUCAAGAUAUAUGCCUGAAAUAUUACUUUAUAAACAAACAGACCCCGUGUAUUACAAGGCCCAUGUACUCGAUAAACGGUUUCGUUUCGUUUUGCUUUCGUUUCGCACUUUACAGGUACUCUGUUACAAGGCACAUGUACUCGAUAAAUGGUUUCACUUUUAAAAGACGUAUGCAAACGGCCUAGUCGGUAGGAAUGGCAGCUGCACUGAGUCCUAAUGGAACUGGAGAUUUAAUCGGACCGUCAAGUUCAAAGAAAUGUCGUUUUUCUGUGAUCCCUGAAUUUCCAGAUGAACUAGUUAUAAAAACAGCGACAUGUGUGAGUGAAUUGACAGACGUACGUCGAACCGCUCACUUCCUAACACCUUUGCAGAUCACCAACUGUAAUGGUGCGGUUCCCGAAGAAGCCUGUUCGUUUUCGAAUGCUUCUUGCAGUGUCCUUCCUAUUGAGCCAAUGCAUGUAUUUGGGAGUGUGUUUGAUAAAGGAAUUCGACUUUUGUUGAAUUACUUGGAUGAGAAGGUGUUACCAGAAAGAAAACAGGAAAGACAUCUUUUGAGCAAGUUGUUGAAUUAUCUACUAGAUACAGAUUCUCAUGCUGUGCUAGAAAAAGUGAUGACAUUACCACAGACCAAUACUGUUCUCUUGGCAAACCAUCUUUUUGCUAAUCUGGCAGCAUCUCCAACCUACACCAUAGAUAAACGCUCGAAGGGGAAGCAACACACAGCCUGUCCCUGUGGAAAUGCUGGAUGUACAAUAAGUGGCCAGUAUGGAGAUACAAGUCUAGGGCAUGAAGAUGUGUGGCAUGGAUAUGUGGACAUCAUAAUCAACAAUGACCUAGUUCUUGAAUCUGUUGACAAGACUGAUCCAGAAAGUGGACUGUCACCAGAUGAAGUAGAAUUGAACUCUGAUAAUUAUAAUCCUCAAAUUAUAGCUAAGACCAUAGUGUUUUCAUUUCUUCAGAAGCAGAGACACAUAGAAAGUGACCAUUUUCUGUUCCCGUGUAUUGGAGUGGAAGGGAAAAGUUUGGCUUUUUAUUUUUAUGAUUCUGACAAUGACGUUCUGCUGGAAAGUUCCCAAAUUCCACUAUUUAUAGGUAAAUCAGGGCAUCAAUCAACAGUGAACUUUGCUGCAGUGCUAGCUUCCUGGUUAGUGGUGAAUUAUAAAUAUCUGUGCAGUGGUUUGACAAAUGGACUGCUUGCUCCAAGUAAAAAAGCUGGCUUCUUUAGUCAUGCAAAGCUGAAACUGUCCAUUUAUGAGUCUGCUUUGAAGUUGGGAAAUGUUGGAAUUUGCAGUCAUUCUAAAAAGAUAGGCUGUACUGUUGAUACCACUGAUGAAAUAAUUCUUGAGGCAAAGGAAAAAAUUGUAAGGAUUCAAGCAAAAGGAACUGGGCGUCCUGCUAUUAUUUAGCAGUACCAAAUCAACUGGUAAAAAUGACAAGGAUUGUUUCUGUAAACAAGAACUUUUCUGGCAAAAAGCAUAUUUUUGUUCCAUUUCAGUCGUGUAUGUACAAAUGUUUUUCAGCUCAAAACAAGAACUUUUCUGGCAAAAAACAUGUUUUUGUUCCAUUUCAAUCGUGUAUGUACAAAUGUUUUUCAGCUCAAAACAAGAACUUUUCUGGCAAAAAGCAUGUUUUUGUUCCAUUUCAAUCGUGUACCUGGUGUAUGUACAAAUAUUUUUCAGCUCAAAACAAGAACUUUUCUGGCAGAAAACAUGUUUUUGUUCCAUUUAAAUUGUGUAUGUACAACUAUUUUUCAGCUCAAAAUAAGAACUUUUCUGGCAAAAAGCAUGUUUUUGUUCCAUUUCAAUCUUUUAUGUACAAAUAUUUUUCAGCUCAAAACAAGAACUUUUCUGGCAAAAAACAUGUUUUUGUUCCAUUUAAAUCGUGUAUGUACAAAAAAAUUUUCAGCUCAAGUCAUUUUAGUGUGGCCGGUUAAUUACGAAUGAAAAAUUGAUGGUUAACAUUGCAAAGGUUGUUUGUGUUAAAUUUGAAUAAAUGUAGUUUUUUGUGUACAAUGUUUUCAAAAUGAAUCGAAUCCUAUAUGAUAAAAAAGAAAACUUAUUGCCGGAUGAUAGACAGGGAUAUUGCACAUGCUAAAAGUUAAUAUAACCUAUAUAGAGCUUGAAUCACACAGCAGGUAUAAUAAUUAAUAUAAAACUGUAUCAUUCAUUCAGUAAUUUAUUGUAUAGGGCUAGUGCUGUGGUCUUUAUUUCUACUUUGUUCAUAUUAACUACAGUCAUUAAUUACAUUGAAUAAUUGAUUGGUCUUAAGUUCACAUGAUUUCAAACUUUUCGAUGAAGAAUUUCACAAUUUUGAACUUACCAGUAGGUAUGUCUUUUAAACUAAAUUGUACAUUGUAUGUGGUUGUCAUUGAAUUUGAGACCUUUUUAUAGUUAUGUUAUGAAUGAGGAUUAUCUCUAUUAGUAAUCAGAUGAGUUGUAAACAGCUCUACUACUUAGUGUUUGUGUCUAAACGUGAAUUAAAAAAAAAAUUAAACACA
This is a messenger RNA of Pecten maximus, 2695 nucleotides long. RefSeq lists its product as uncharacterized. The transcript has 3 exons. The coding region runs from base 393 to 1604 and encodes 403 amino acids. The record is from RefSeq and is a predicted model, not a curated record. NCBI's taxonomy places the organism in Eukaryota, Metazoa, Mollusca, Bivalvia, Pectinida, Pectinidae.